Messenger RNA from Fusarium pseudograminearum CS3096, 879 nucleotides. RefSeq lists its product as uncharacterized. Gene Ontology annotation, biological process: lysosomal transport; retrograde transport, endosome to Golgi; Golgi vesicle transport. The record is from RefSeq and is a predicted model, not a curated record. Lineage: Eukaryota; Fungi; Ascomycota; Sordariomycetes; Hypocreales; Nectriaceae. The transcript is spliced from 2 exons. Bases 1 to 879 code for a protein of 292 amino acids. Gene Ontology annotation, cellular component: membrane; EARP complex; GARP complex.
AUGUCUACUAUAGCAUCUCCUCGCGAGCCUCCCCGGCGCACCCCGACAAACUCCAAUCGCCCAUCCUUCGAAACCUCCCGUUCCGCUGUCGCUUCUCCCGUGCUUACACAGGGGCCUACGAACCCUCCUGCGCCCCCUCAACGCAAGACUUCGUCCAACCGCGCAGCUCUAAGAGAAUACUAUAAUCUUCGGGCUGCAGCUCCACGUAUCGAGAUCCCCGAUUCUGAGGUCCCAGCUACGGAAAUCGACGCCCAGGAUUUUAAUGCCGACGAAUAUGUUGCCAAAGUCAUCACGAACAGUAGUUUGGAGGAGCUCAUGAAGUUGUACACACGUGUAGUCGGAGAAGUGCGCGCACUGGAUGCGGAGAAGAAGGCUCUGGUAUACGACAAUUAUAGUAAGCUGAUUACAGCGACUGAGACGAUUCGCAAGAUGAGAGCAAACAUGGACCCCUUGAAUCCUAUGGCCUCGACCCUCGACCCAGCUAUUGCACAGAUCUAUAGUCAGGCAUCCUCCAUCCGAGAUGCGGUCCGUGAAACAGUCCCUGCGCCAGAUUCCGACGAAGGGAAAAAGCGAGAGGCUAUGGCCAGACAACAACGGACAAGAGAACUAGCAAUCCAGGUCCUAGCGGUCCCUGAACGACUUCGCGCCCUGGUCGGAGAAGGCAAGAUUGCGCAAGCGCGCAAAGAAUGGGUCUUGCCACGGAAACUGCUUGAAUCAUGGAAAGAGAAGGGAAUUGGUGGUAGCGAUGUUGAAGAGUGUAUUGAACAGGGUGACGAGGCGUUGAGACAAGCUGAUGUCAAGAGUAGUGCUUCGAGUCCAAGGAUAUCGAGGGAUGAGAGACUAUCAAGAGAUAGUCGGGUAUCAAAAGAUGGACGGUAG